CAGUAAUGUGUGCUCAUAAGUUUUAGUAUUAAAACUUUUGUAGUGCAGUGUAAUAGUGAUAUCAGCUGCUAAAAAUGAACGUAGGAAUCCUGAGAGCGGACGCGGAAAAUGGGACGGUAAAUGUUCAGAUGGAAGAUGGUCUGUCAAUAAAAUUAGAAGAUUGCUGGCUACGUGAUCAUUGUAGAUGUACGAAUUGCUACCGUUCCGACACAUAUCAAAGAAUCCAUCAUUUAUUGGAAAUUCCAGAAGCAUUCAUUAACAACUUGGAUUACGACCAAGAGAAAAUAAGAGUGACAUGGAGCGACGGACACGAAUCUUUAUACAGUGCGAAUUUUUUGGCAGAAUUUCACUACAAAACUUGGAUUGAAGGUAGAAGCUUAAAACCUAUAGUUUGGCAAGGAGCCAGCGUCUCGAACAAAGUUUGCAACGUGGAUGUAGAUAGCUUCCUCAACUCGGUGGAUGGAGCUAGGAAAGUGUUUCAGUCGCUUUUGGAUUAUGGGGUCGCUUUCAUAAGUAAUGUAGAAGUGUCUGAGCAGGCCACGGAAAAAGUGUGUCAAGCCCUGGGCGGUGUCCAGCACACGUUGUUCGGCGGCAUGUGGAAAGUGUCUACAGUGAGAGAGCACGCCGACACCGCGUACACCACUGUGCCGCUGGCGGUACACAACGACAACACCUACUUCACCGAGGCUGCGGGAUUACAAAUUUUCCACUGCAUGGAACAUGAGAACGGCGCGGGUGGAGAGACGGUGCUGCUUGAUGGGUUCCACGGAGCGCUGCAGCUGAAGAGAGACCAUCCUGAGGACUUCGAGUUUCUGACACAUUUUGACCUUGAAGCUGAGUACCUGGAGGAUGGGUACCAUCACAGUUACUCCGCGCCAGUCAUCAGCCUUGACAAAUUUAACGACAUCAAGCAAAUCAGGUUCAACGUCUACGACCGUUCCCCGAUGGCGUUUGCUUCCGGUGCUGAAUGUAGAUCGUAUUAUAGGGCGCUGAGAAACCUCUCCAGAUACUAUGAGGACAAGAGGAACCAGUGGUGCUUUAAGCUCAUGCCAGGUACACUGCUGGUGUUCGACAACUUCAGAGUGCUACACGGGCGCGCGGGCUUCACGGGGCACCGCGUGCUCAGCGGCAGCUACGUGUCGCGCUCCGAUUGGCUCAGCCGUGCGAGGGUGCUGCGGCUGAUAAAGUGACAUCGUCGACAACUUCAGGGUGCUACGGCUCGUGUAGUAGACUGUAGACACUAGACAUCGUCAACAACUUCAGAGUAGUAUAAAAGUGCGCGGGCUACACGUGACGUCGACAACUUCAGGGUGUCACACGGGAGCGCGAGCUCUGCACGUGACAUCUCGACAACUGCAUGUUGUUCCUGUUCGUUCAGUAGACAACGUAAACAACUCUGCUUCUUUUUCAUAGUUAGAAUAUUUCAAUUUAUAGUUAAUUUUUAAUUUAAGUUAAUCGUGAAUAAAAUUA
Molecule: messenger RNA, 1470 nt
Organism: Aricia agestis (brown argus)
Lineage: Eukaryota; Metazoa; Arthropoda; Insecta; Lepidoptera; Lycaenidae
Gene: Tmlh
Product: trimethyllysine dioxygenase, mitochondrial
Exons: 8
Coding region: 75-1190 (371 amino acids)
Biological process (GO): carnitine biosynthetic process
Cellular component (GO): mitochondrion
Molecular function (GO): iron ion binding; trimethyllysine dioxygenase activity
Source: RefSeq, a predicted model, not a curated record